GUCAUCUGGUAGUCUACAACUAUGUUCAAGCGCGAUCUGGUGGUCUAUAACCAUGUUCAAGCGUCAUCUGGUGGUCUAUAACCAUGUUCAAGCGCGAUCUGGUGGUCUAUAACCAUGUUCAAGCGCGAUCUGGUGGUCUGUAACCAUGUUCAAGCGCGAUCUGGUGGUCUAUGACCAUGUUCAAGCGUCAUCUGCCGGUCUGUGUCCAUGUUCAAGCGUGGUCUGGCCGCCUACACACCGGUACCGGUACCAUGUCCAAGCGCGUUCUGACCAUGUUCAACCUUCCAUCACGGCGGACAGUCUUUCUGCCAACACGCACCACACAGCCUCUCUGCAGCCAUGGCCUCCAACGGAUCAGAGUCGCCCAGCAAGACGAAGCGCUCCCGCGCCGAAAUGGAGGCGGACGACCAGCACACGAAGGAGCCAGUCGCGCAAGCAAAUGACGGUGCGCACACCCCUCGAGACUCGCGCGCAAAGCAGCUGACACGUGCAGACUCGUCGUCCUCGGACGACGAUGGUUUCGGUCCUGCGCUCCCCUCGUCCGCGCCGAAGAAGAAGAAGCGCAGGCUGCCGUACGAAAAGCUCUACAUUGCUGCGCUGCCCGCCGCCCCACGCUACUCCAAGUCACUGAUGCACCGCGACCAAUUGGCCUUUACCACCUUCACGCCCUCCACCGACUUCCUGAUCACGAGCUCCAUCGAUGGCGUGGUCAAGUUCUGGAAGAAAGACUUUGGCGGCAUCGAGUUUGUCAAGGAGUUCAGCGCGCACACGGGCGAGCUGCGGUCCGUCAAUGCCAGCGCGGAUGGGCGCAGUUUCGCGACGGCGGGGUCGGACAGGACGGUCAAGAUCUUCGACGUCGUCACCUUUGAUCUGCUGGCCGUGCUGAGCCUGGACUACAGCCCGCGCGCCGUCUGCUGGGUCCACGGCCGCGGCGCGAGCUUCCCGCAGCUGGCGGUGAGCUCCGAAGACAAUUCGUGGAUUCGCAUAUACGACGGGCGCGGCGAGAACCUGGAGCCGCUGCAUGUCCUGAAGACGAUUCACCGCGCGCCCGUGAGCGUCAUGGCGUACAACAGCGCCUACGACUGCGUCGUCAGCGUCGACACCGGCGGCAUGGUCGAGUACUGGCAGCCGUCUGGCAGCUUCUCCAAGCCCGGCAACGUCUUCGCCAUGAAGUCGUCGACCAACCUCUUUGACUUUAAAAAGGCGAAAUGCGUCCCCUCGUCCCUCACAAUCUCGCCUUCCGGCCACCAGUUUGCCACCCUCUCCUUCCCCGACCGCAGGAUCCGCAUCUUCGACUUCCCCACCGCAAAACUGCACCGCACCUACGACGAGUCCAUCGAGACCAUGACCAGCAUGCAGCAAGCCGGCACCGCCGUGCAGGCGCUCGAAGACAUUGAGUUUGGGCGUCGCCUGGGCAUCGAGCGAGAGCUCGACGCGCCCGCCCUGCGCGCCCGGCAAAACGUCAUCUUCGACGAGACGGGCAACUUUGUCCUCUACGGCUCCAUGUACGGCAUCAAAGUGCUCAACACGCUGACCAACAAGCUCGUCAAACUCUACGGCCGCGAGGAGCCCCUGCGCUCCCUGUGGCUGUCGCUGUACCAGGGCCAGCCGGACAAGAAGCGCGUCACCACGGUCGAAAUGGCGGCCUCGGAGAACCCCCUGCUCCAGGAAGCAGAGGCCCGCGACGCCAUGCUCGUCGCCACCGCCACGGGCAAAGUGCGCUUCUACACCUACACCAACGAGACCAACACAUCCAAGGAGCGAGACGUGCAGAACGAGAAGCCGCGCGACGCCGCGCGCUCCACGGCGGCCGCGCACCACGCCCAGGCCGCCACUGGCACCACAGCCGUCCUGCACACGACCCACGGCGACAUCACGCUGCGGCUUUUCCCCGACGCGGCGCCCAAGGCGGUUGAGAACUUUGUCACCCACAGCCGCCGCGGGUACUACAACGGCGUGCUCUUCCACCGCGUGAUCCGCAAGUUCAUGAUCCAGACGGGCGACCCGCUGGGCGACGGCACGGGCGGCGAGUCCAUCUGGGGCCGCGACUUUGCGGAUGAAUUCAGCGCGCUGAAGCACGACAAGCCGUACACGGUGUCCAUGGCGAACGCAGGCCCGGGCACCAACGCGAGUCAGUUCUUCAUCACCACCGAGAAGACGCCCUGGCUUGAUGGCAAGCACACCAUCUUCGGCCGCGCCGUCGGCGGCAUGGAUGUCGUCCACAGAAUCGAGAAUGCAAAGUGUUACAAGGAGAAGCCCGAGGAGGACAUUACCAUCAUCAGCAUCUCGAUAUCAUAA
Molecule: messenger RNA, 2298 nt
Organism: Didymella exigua CBS 183.55
Lineage: Eukaryota; Fungi; Ascomycota; Dothideomycetes; Pleosporales; Didymellaceae
Exons: 2
Coding region: 340-2298 (652 amino acids)
Biological process (GO): protein peptidyl-prolyl isomerization; protein folding
Molecular function (GO): peptidyl-prolyl cis-trans isomerase activity; protein binding
Source: RefSeq, a predicted model, not a curated record